ACAUAAUUGUUCUCAACGUCGUUUGCAACAGAUAAUAUUCAAAAAACAAAAUACAUGUCUCUCAGUACCAUUUUGCAUUAGCAAAGUAUCGUUUUAUAAUCCAACCGCUGCGACUUGUAACGUGCUUAAGUAAUAAAUAAUUGUUUAAGUCUUUGGUAAGCUAAAAUUAGAUUGUUCCAUCGUAAUCGCAACCGGUUCUUAAUUUUUCGAUUAUUAAAGCCACAACAGCGGUAUACACGAAUAUAUGGUGAGUAAUUCGGUUAUGUGGUCAUACGGCUUUUGCAUAUUAGUCGGUGCUCUGCUGGUGGGAGCCGAAGUAAAUGCAGCCAUUGAAGUCAAUGUGCCCAUUGACAGUGUCGCUCAACGAGAAUCCGAUGCAAAAUAUUGGGUGGAAGCUGGAAAGAAAAAUGUAGCGGAAAAGUCAAAGUUAGCGCUGCGGACCAACACCGCCAAAAAUCUCAUAAUGUUUUUGGGAGAUGGCAUGUCUUUGACUACGUUGACAGCCGCUAGAAUUUACAAAGGUCAACUGAUAAAUUAUACUGGCGAGAGUGAUAAUUUGAGUUUCGAACAUUUUCCGUUUACCGGAAUAGCAAAGACUUAUUGUGUGGAUAUGCAAGUCGCCGACUCCGCGUGCACGGCCACAGCGUACUUGGCUGGUGUCAAAAACAAUUUAGGCACUAUAGGAGUAUCUUCCAAAGUGAAGCAGUACGACUGUCCGGCUUCGGUCAUCGACGAUAACCCGGAUUCUAUCAUGAAAUGGGCUCAAUGGGCCGGCAAGGCAACAGGAAUAGUGACAACCACCCGGGUCACUCACGCCUCCCCGGCUGGAGCUUUUGCGCAUACUGCCAACAGGGACUGGGAAUCGGACGCUGACAUGUUAAAACACCAAAAUAUAACCAACAUCACCCAGUGUGAAGACAUCGCAAAACAAUUGGUAACCAGAGAUCCGGGCAGGAAUUUCAAGGUUAUAAUGGGCGGCGGAAGGAAUAAAUUUUUGUUGAAAAAUGGCAAGACCGCUGAACGUUCGGACGUAGACUUGGUGGUACAAUGGAAAGAAGACAAGAAAGAGAGAUUUGAGAACGAAAACGCGGUGUAUAUGACUAACAGGGAAGAGCUCAUGACGACAGAUACGUCGAACGUAGACCAUUUAUUGGGGUUAUUCCACGACGACCAUCUCGACUUCCGGCUAAAGUCGGACGUAGUCAAACAGCCCACUUUGCAGGAAAUGACUUCCAAAGCUAUACAAGUGCUCCAACGAGAAAAGAACGGAUUUGUGUUGUUUGUCGAAGGUGGUCUCAUCGACAAAGGUCAUCACGCUACCUACGCUAAAAUAGCUUUGGACGAGACCGUUGAACUCUCCAAGGCCGUUACGGCAGCCGUAAAACUGACUAGUGAGGACGAUACUCUUAUCGUGGUCACAUCCGAUCACGCGCACACCAUGUCCAUGGCGGGAUAUCCAGCUCGAGGUUCUAACAUACUAGGGACGUCCGGUUCGUUAGCAAAGGACAACAUGCCUUAUACGACUCUGAGUUAUGCCAACGGACCGCAAAGCAACAACGAACCGACGGAUUGCCGCAGAAUGAACAUGACCAACGUUGAUUUCGAUAACGUCGACCUGAGGUAUCCGAAAUUGGUACCGUUGAAAGAUGAAACUCACGGUGGCGAUGAUGUGAUGGUGUUCGCAAGAGGACCCUGGGCUCAUUUAUUUACUGGAAACUACGAACAGAAUACUAUACCUUUGGCUAUGGCUAUGGCUGCAGGAAUUUCAACAGAUCCUCCACAAAAUAGCGCAUUUUCGUUAAACCAUCACUCUAACAGUGUAGUUGGAGCAUUUAUUUUUUUCUAUUUUCUUGUACGUCAUACCGUUGAUUUUAUCUAAUUGAUCAAUAACCCGUGGUUUGUACUACUUGUUUUUUGCAAUUAACUUGCUGAUGAGAAUUUAAUAUUUAUAUUUUAUUUAUAACUACAUUACAGUAGGUACGUCAUUUAAUAUUUACAUAGCGUAUUUGCGUAAAUUUAAGUACUCUUUAUAAACAAUACUUCUACUAGCAUAGAAUUAAAGGCGCUGUAAUCAGUAUUUAACAAUACUUAUGAUGUUUUUAGUCUAAUGCUUGUAAAUCUUUUUCUGGCAGAUAUGACGCAUGUGGAAACUCUUAUGAUGUCGGGUGUUUAGUUUAGCUUUAAACGAUAUCGUUUACCCUUUGAAUAAAACAACUUAAAUCGUUCAUAAAAAAGUAACAGGAAAGUAGUGUAUGUUAGGCUUAGUAUUAGGUUAAUCCGAUUGAAGUACUUCUUUAUUCUUACAAGUACAUUUUUUUAUAACUAACACUAUAAAAUUACAAUGAUCAUAAUGUGUUUUAGGGAAGGAAAAAUAUAAUGAAUACUGUUGGAUUUUUCCCCCUGAACGUACCUGUGAAUUUAGUAUUACCUAGGUUGUUUUUAAACUUCCUAAUUGCUAGUGUUACCUAUUAUAACAUAAUUAAAAUCAAUUUUUUAAUGUAAAAUUAUAUGUUACCAUCUUCGGAUCGCGACCAGAUUUAUCUCAAGUCUUAACUCGUUACUAACAUACGAUUACAUUGUACUUAUUUGAUAAACUACAGAAAACGCUCGAAGUUUCAUAAAUAUAUUACAGUACCGGUACAGGUAUUCUUUGGCUUUUGUGGUUCACCUUGAAGGAGUUCUCUACGACCACGGACCGACUAGCAGUGAAAACUACAAUAUAUUGCUUACUUAAACAAUGCUUUUUAAAUAAAAUUGUCACUUAUUCGCCGCUAACUUUAGAGUUACUCUGUUAAAGGCACGACUGUCCGUUGAGUACCUCGGCUGAAAUAUGGAACAAAUAUUCUGUCGCCAUAUUGGAGUGUUUAAAAUGGUCUAUACUAGGGCACUAGGUACAUUGUUUUAAUAAUUCUGACAUAGUAUCUUCAUUAAGUGCAGUAUUAACAGCUAAUUGUAAACUAAGAAUUGUACAAUAGACUUGGUAUUUUAUAUGUGUUAUCAGUUAUCACUGACUAUUAUAGUAUGAAUUGUCUGAACAGCAUUAACUAAUUAUUUCGGAUUAUCAAUAGAAUAAUAAACCUUAUCGUCGUUUAUUCCGACAAAACCCUGAAGUACUUUAUUUUAUUUUAUAAUAGGCCUUAAUUGGACCCUUAAGUACUUAAAGCAAUAUGAUUUAUUAUUAAACACUUACGUGAAAGUCGUGCAUUAUACGUGCAACUAAU
This is a messenger RNA of Adelges cooleyi (spruce gall adelgid), 3221 nucleotides long. Its product is annotated as membrane-bound alkaline phosphatase-like. The record is from RefSeq and is a predicted model, not a curated record. NCBI's taxonomy places the organism in Eukaryota, Metazoa, Arthropoda, Insecta, Hemiptera, Adelgidae. Bases 245 to 1879 code for a protein of 544 amino acids. Gene Ontology annotation, biological process: dephosphorylation. Gene Ontology annotation, molecular function: alkaline phosphatase activity. The transcript is spliced from 6 exons.